UCUUGUCUCGCCUGCGUCUCGCUUUGUCUGUUUUUUGUUCCUUGGACUUUUGUACGAGGAAUAAUUUGGAAACGUAGUUGCUUUUCGAGGUGUUCAUGGAGGAUAUGACGGAGAGAAGGACUCCGUUGUUGGAGAAGGUAUACUUCGAAGGUUGUCCGGGUUGUAAGCAAGAUAGGAAGAAGGCAGCUUCUAGUGGAAUCCCCUACACAGAGUUCUUCUAUGUGUGGAUUGUCACACUCUGCACAGCUUUGCCGAUAUCAUCAUUGUUUCCAUUUAUAUACUUCAUGAUAAGGGACUUGCAUGUUGCCCAAAAAGAAGAAGAUAUUGGAUUUUAUGCAGGUUUUGUCGGAGCUUCAUUUAUGCUUGGAAGAGCAUUGACUUCCUUAUUGUGGGGAAUAAUUGCCGAUCAACAUGGAAGAAAACCUGUUAUAGCAAUUAGUCUUGUUGCAGUGAUAGUAUUCAACACUCUUUUUGGGCUGAGUACUACUUACUGGAUGGCAAUUACAACAAGAUUUCUUCUUGGAUCACUAAAUGGUCUACUUGGUCCAAUAAAGGCAUAUUCUAUAGAAGUUUGUAGAGAAGAACAUCAAGCUCUUGGAUUAUCACUUGUGACAACAGCAUGGGGCAUAGGUCUUAUAAUUGGCCCAGCUAUUGGAGGCUUCUUUGCUCAGCCUGCAGAAAAAUAUCCUGAGAUAUUUUCACAAGAUUCUUUAUUUGGAAGGUUUCCAUACUUCUUGCCUUGUCUUUGUAUAUCCGUCUUUGCAGCUGCAGUUUUUAUAGCUUCUUUGUGGCUUCCUGAAACAGUGCAUAAACAUGAUUCAUACAAAUUGGGGGAUGCGACAAUUGAACAUAUGGAGUCUUCUCCAUUUAGCUCUGAUGUAAAAGGAUAUGUUGAUGAAUGUGAAAAACAAGAUUCACAUCCAAAGAAGAGCCUUUUUAAGAAUUGGCCAUUAAUGUCAUCUGUCAUCGUCUAUUGUAUUUUUUCACUUCAUGAUAUGGCUUACACUGAGAUAUUCUCUUUAUGGGCUGUUAGUGAUAAAAGUUAUGGAGGAUUAAGCUUUUCAUCUCAAGAUGUUGGUGAAAUUCUUGCUAUCUCAGGACUUGGUCUUCUGGUAUACCAACUUCUUGUUUAUCCUUCAGCUGAGAAAUUGCUAGGACCAAUCAAAUUAAUGCGUGCUGCUGCAGCUUUAUCUAUACCUUUGCUUGCGGCUUAUCCCUUUAUGGCUAAGUUAUCAGGACUUCUACUUACAUUGAUAGUGAACUGUGCAUCUUUGAUGAAGAAUGUUCUUUCUGUAUCUAUCAUAAUUGGAUUGUUCAUUUUGCAAAACAAUGCUGUGUCUCAAGAACAAAGAGGUGCUGCAAAUGGCAUAGCAAUGACUGCAAUGUCCUUGUUUAAAGCAAUUGCUCCAGCUGUUGGUGGUGCUAUAUUUUCUUGGGCUCAAAAGCGGCAGCGGGCAUUUUUCUUUCCAGGCGACCAGAUGGUGUUCUUCCUGUUGCUCAUUAUUGAGUUGAUUGGAUUCAUUUUUUGCUUCAAACCUUUCCUAGCUCAACCCAGAAAAUAGAAUGGUGCUCUGCUAUAACAAUGCGGAAGUGUCAAUUUUGGAGUCGAAUCAACUCCUUGUAAGGAAUCUAUACUUUUGAUUCCUCACCAAAUCCAUAUAUGAUUUAAAUAACUUCGAAUUAGAGUCAUUUGUUCCUAUUGAUUGUGAAAUACAUUGCCAUGACCAAUUCAUGGAUACUGAUAAUUACAGUAGAGUAUAAAUUUGAAU
This is a messenger RNA of Zingiber officinale, 1769 nucleotides long. Its product is annotated as protein ZINC INDUCED FACILITATOR-LIKE 1-like. Gene Ontology annotation, molecular function: transmembrane transporter activity. Bases 96 to 1562 code for a protein of 488 amino acids. The record is from RefSeq and is a predicted model, not a curated record. The transcript has 17 exons. Gene Ontology annotation, biological process: transmembrane transport. NCBI's taxonomy places the organism in Eukaryota, Viridiplantae, Streptophyta, Magnoliopsida, Zingiberales, Zingiberaceae.